AUGCCUCUGGAUAUCGACCCUAACUAUGUUCUGCAGGCCGCGCGACUGACGGCCAUUGUUGCAGCGGCACCUCGCCAGGACGAUCCUCGCUAUCCAGACUGGGAGAUGAGGAUUUACCUCGAAGUGAGUCGGCUUGAAAAGAGUUUCCCGCAGCCCUUGAAGUCGUUGAGGAUGCCUGGGAUCGUCAUCAGCGCGUUGCUGGAAUUCACCCGGGCAUACCAGCAGAAGGCCCUGGCGCGGCUGGACCACAUAUUGAAUGAUGACGAGAGGAUAUACAAGAGGUACCCUCUGGCUGUGCACGAGUAUGGGGAGUGUGAGGACCUGGGAAGGCAGUGGUGGACUGAAGAUCCAUAUUGCAAGCUGCCACCAGUGAAGAGUAUGCCAGCAGCUGGCUCGGGCAAUGUGCCAGCUGAUGACGACACCCAGGGACGUGGCGCAGAGGACCUGGGGACCGGGGACCUUAUCACCAAGGGCAAAGGCAAGAAGAGAGCUGACAAGGAUGCUGGGACAGGCACAGUGGGUGAGCGUAUGGUCCACGUGGAGGUGGUGGAGGACAAGGGAAAGGGAAAGACCAAGGAGAAGGCACAGGGUAAGGCGGUGCAUGCGAUGAGCGAGGAAGAGGAUGGGGGAGAGGGAGAGGGAGAGGGAGAGGGAGAGGGAGAGGGAGAGGGAGAGGGAGAGGGAGAGGGAGAGGGAGAGGGAGAGGGAGAGGGAGAGGGAGAGGGAGAGGGAGAGGGAGAGGGAGAGGGAGAGGGAGAGGGAGAGGGAGAGGGAGAGGGAGAGGGAGAGGAGCAGGAGGGGGAGGAUGACGACAAUACCGACAACGACAAUGGUGAUGAGGACGAUGACAAUGAGAUGGUGGAAGACAUGCUGGGUGCAGGCCAGCCCAAACCCAUCGAGCGCAAGGCGGUCAUCACGGAGUCAAGUGAGGAGAGUGAGAACGAGGAGGCGGCUCUGAAGGUGAAGCGGAUGAAGCCGAUCAAGAUCGCAAAGGAGAAAGGUGAGGCCCUGACCACCUCUGCUCGAGCGCAGCAUGCCCAGAACAGGAUGGCGCAGACCGAGGUUAAGGGCUCGAAGGUGAGCAUGAAGAGUGGGAAGAGGAAGGUGAAGGAGUCGAGCGAUGAAGAGGAAGUACCGACCAUCAAGCCGCCAAAGAAGAAGCAUGCGAUGAAGGAAUACAAGAGCAAGGAGUUCAUCGAAAGUGAAGACGAGACUCCGGCGCCGCAUUCCAAUCUACUCGCCAAGACCGCAGGGGACUCUAACGCUGGUGUUGUGAAGAUGAACGCCCCUGCCAAACCUGUCAAACAGACAAUGAGGAUGACGGUGUCACCUCAUGUCGCACCGAAGGCGAAGGUGAAGGUGAAGGUGAAGGUGAAGGUGAAGGUGAAGGCAAAGGCAAAGGUGAAGGUGAAGGCAAAGGCGAUGGCGUCACAGAAGGACAUGUGGAAAAAGACGUCCACCCGCAUGACUGACUUCAUGUGGGCACAUGCCAUGGAUUCACUCGUCCCUUGUGUCGGCUGCAAGGAGAAAGAGUGGCCAUGCAAGCUCAACACUGCCAACUUCAGUCAGUGUCUCGAAUGUGCAGCACAAGGCAUCAGUUGCAGCAUCGCGCCGAGGAACAGAGAUGGCAUGCCCCUGCGAGAAAACUCACACACCACACAGCGUGAGUUCCAAGAGAUGUGCGCAGCCCUGGUGUUAGAGCGCAAGCUGCUGCUGAUGUCGCCACCUCCAUACGACGUCCACGUCGACUCCGAUGAGCCCGAUGGUGCAGAACCACUGGUCAUGGGAGCGUCGAAGCGCAAGCCGCUGAAGAAGACCAAGAUGCGCAAUGCUGCGGCAUCCAGCUCCAAGGUUAAGGGUGGUGAGGAGGUCGAGGCGAUGAAGCAGAAGGUGACCAUCAUGCCCGAUGAAGCCAACGCUGAAGGUGAGGCCUCGGUGGAGAAAUCGUCGAAGUCCAAGCACACCACCAAGUCCACCACCGCCACUGGAGCUGUGGCUCCAUCAAACUCUGGCGAGGUCACCAACUCUGGUGAGGUCUCCAAGUCUGGCGCGCCUGCCAAGUCUGGUGCGGUCGCCAAACCUGGUGAAGGUAAGAAGUCAGGACCCAAGCCAAAGCCAGUGAGGAGCCAAAACUCCGGUGCGCAAGAUGGUGGCGAGGUCACCAGGACCUCAGUAUGUGAGGUGAAUGAGGUCCCACCUGCCAAGUCUGUUGCAAAGGAGGGCAGGCAGAUGACAACGGUGGCGAUGGGAGGUCGCUCGGGCCCAAUGGUGCCCGUGAUCACCAGGAAGGCGAAGGCGAGUGCUCCGAAGGCAGCAGCCAAGAUGCCUCUGGCAGAAGGCGAUGGCAUGGAGGAAGCCGCCAGGCUGACAAUGGAGACGGUGCAGGCUAUGGCCUUCCAAACAGGGCCAGCUGCUCCGCUGCAAGCUAGCAGCAGUAAGCGCAUGCUGACACCAGUCACCGAUGAACCAGAGGAUGCACCAGAGUAUCAGGCAGAGGUGGCAGAGGAUGAGCAUGCGUCCUUGGAGCGGCCACACGACGAUCAGCGGCAUUCGCUGCUGAUGCCCCACGAGACGAGCGCAGGAGCUGCUGAGGUGGCACAGGAGGUGACGCCCUCCCUGGAGAUAUCCAAGACGUCGAAGGGAGCGAAGUCCUCCGCAUUGGCGAAGAAGGGUGCCACACUGGACCGCAAGGCAGCGAAGAAGGAGGCGGAGGUGAAAAGGGAUGUGAAGGCAAAUCGCCUCAUAGCAGUGCCUCCGACCAGCAAGGCACCCCACUUGCGCGACAUCCAGCAAGUGUCUACAGGAAGUCCCGCUCCAUCAAACAAAGGCAACACCCCCAGUGGCGAAGAAACCUCGCAGUCAUCCAACGAUGACUGCGUGAAUUGUGCCGAGUUGCGACAGGAGUUCCUGUUGGCGAUGGAGGAGUUUCGCAGGCCGGUCACCAUCGAGCUACAGGAGAGCAUGAAGUUGGCAGUGGCGGACCUCGUUGCCAAGCGACAUUGCCUGCCAGAGCUCAAGGAGAAGGUCAACAGGUUGGAGCAAGGCGCAAACCAGAUGGUGAGCCAGGUGAAUGUCGAGAAGCUGCAGGGUGAAUUGGCCGACCUUCGUCAUUCGAUGGAGCUCCAGGCAGCGUGGUCAGACAGCAUGGAGAAGGAGCUCAGGUCUUCAGUGGCAGAGGCGAUCGCUCAAGCGAGCAAGCUGGAGAUGGAAUUGGCGCUCGCCAAAGAGGAUUCGAUGGCAGUGGCGACGUCCACUUUGGAUAAAGUGAAGAAGGUGGGGAAGGAGGUGGCGACGGUGAGAGAGGAAACCUCGCUGGUGGUGAAGUCUUUGGACGCAUUCUGA
Sparassis crispa is the source of this 3342-nucleotide messenger RNA. RefSeq lists its product as hypothetical. Bases 1 to 3342 code for a protein of 1113 amino acids. The record is from RefSeq and is a predicted model, not a curated record. NCBI's taxonomy places the organism in Eukaryota, Fungi, Basidiomycota, Agaricomycetes, Polyporales, Sparassidaceae. The transcript is spliced from 9 exons.